UAAGUGUGGUGACAAAAGCGUGAUGCUUCCUUGAUGUGUAGGAAGUUAAUUCCUUGCUGCCUGGAUCGACUUGUUUAUUUUAACUGGACAACCCAAAAACGGGUCCAACCCUCACUCAACCCUCAAUCAUCAACCUCGAGAUGGCCCUCCCUCCCCAAAUCGGCGAGCGACGCUCAUACGACAGCGCGCCCUGCACCGUGAGAUACGUUGGUGAGGUUGCGGGCACGUCGGGUUCAUGGUUGGGUGUGGAGUGGGAUGACCCCUCGCGGGGUAAACACGACGGACAACACAAGGGCGUCCGCUAUUUUUCAUGUUUAUCCCAGUCUCCAAAUGCCGCCUCCUUCGUCCGCCCCACGCGCGCACCGGAUGCGCCCCAAACCUUCCUCUCAGCGCUGACCUUCAAGUACGCCCGUGGUCCGAGCCAGAACCAAACCCCGGCAAGGCAAAUCAAGUUCUCGGGAAAGGUUGCCGAGGAGGUCGGAUUUGAGAAGAUCAGCCGCCAGCAGGCCCAAUUGGAUGAGUUGCAGUUCGUCAUCCUCGAUGGCGUGCAGGUUGCUCAUGCCACGGACCCGGAGAGGGACGGCCAUCAGUCCAUCCACCAGGUCUGUCCCAAGGUUAGGGAGCUGGACCUGAGCAGGAAUUUGUUUGAGCGGUUUGGGCCCGUCGUGCAGAUUUGUUCAGAGCUCAAACUGUUGCGGAGCCUGAGGGUCAAUGGAAACCGGUUUAGGGAUAUUUUCGACGAUGAAGUCCUAGAAUCCGCCGGGGAUGCCUUUGCUGGGGUUACGGAGCUCGCGCUCGAAGACACUCUCCUCUCGUGGCAGGAGAUAUGCCACAUCGCCUCCAAGUUCCCCUCCCUGACCACCCUCCACGCCGGCUCCAACCAACUCUCAACCCUCACCGCCAUCCCGCCCGCGCCAUUCGCCACCAGCCUCGUCUCCCUCCACCUCGAGCUCAACGACUUCACCUCCCUCUCCUCCCUCGCCCCGCUCGCUACCAUCCCCACCCUCCGCAACCUCCUCCUCAAAGGCAACUACAUCUCCACCAUCAACCCCCCAUCCUCCCCACCACCCAUCUUCGGCCCCAACCUCCACUACCUCGACCUCUCCUACAACUUAAUCGCCUCCUGGACCUUCAUCGACGCCCUCCCCGCCACCAUCCCCGGCCUCACCUCCCUCCGCCUAACGCACAACCCCCUCUACACCGACCCGGACCUCGACGACACCACCACCACCACCACCACCACCACCACCACACCAACCCCCACCUCAAUCCCAACACCCCCCAAACCCAUAUUCCCCCUCACAGAACGCAUCACCCCGCGCCCGACCGCCUCCUCCGCCCGCAAAUCCGAAGAAGCCUACAUGCUGACCCUCGCCCGCCUGCCCGCGCUGCGCACCCUCAACUUCAGCGCCGUGACGCCCGCCGACCGCGCCGACGCCGACAUGUUCUACCUCUCGCGCAUCGCCCGCCAGCUGGCUGCCGUGCCCGAGGGGGGUGACACCAAGGAAGAGGGUGUGGUGCUGGCGCGCCACCGCCGUUGGGCGGAGUUGUGUGAGCUGUAUGGGGAGCCGGUGGUUGUGAGAAGGGGGGAGGUGGUGGAUGCGGGGUUUUUGGAGGCGAGGGUGGUGGGGGUGGAGUUUGUGUUUUGUGGUGGUGGUGGUGGUGGUGAGGGUAAAGAGGUGGUUAGGCGGGUGCAGGUGCCCAAGUCGUUUGAUAUCUAUGCUGUUAAGGGGGUUGUGGGGAGGGUGUUUGGGUUGAGUCCGUUAAGGGUGAGGUUGGUGUGGGAGACGGGCGAGUGGGAUCCGGUGGGUGGGUUUGACGAGGCCGAGGGGGAGGGUGACGAGGAGGAUAGGGAGGCCGAGUGGGAACGGAGGGAGGAGGAGGGGGGCGCUGCUGGGGGUGAGGUGGCGGGGUUGGAGAGGAAGGGUGGGAGGUGGGUGAGGCGUGAGGUUGAGCUCAGGGAUGGGCCGAGGCAGUUUGGGUAUUGUGUCGAUGGGUUGGAAGCAAGGAUUAGGGUUGAGAGACGGUGAUAGGUUGCUCUUGACGAGGUGGUUUGAAUGAGCGCAAUCUCGCCGUGUUUGCUUGGCUCAUGGUGUUGAUUGAUGUCUUUGUCUGGCCAAAGCCGCAGAGUUUGUUGCUUGCGGGC
This is a messenger RNA of Chaetomium fimeti, 2146 nucleotides long. RefSeq lists its product as uncharacterized. The transcript is spliced from 3 exons. Bases 141 to 2030 code for a protein of 629 amino acids. Gene Ontology annotation, molecular function: protein binding. Gene Ontology annotation, cellular component: cytoplasm. NCBI's taxonomy places the organism in Eukaryota, Fungi, Ascomycota, Sordariomycetes, Sordariales, Chaetomiaceae. The record is from RefSeq and is a predicted model, not a curated record.